AUGAUCCAUCGGCUACUUUGUCUCCAGAGAAUCUUUGGAGAAUUGAAAAUCCGUGUGAAACACCCAAUAUGGGAAGAAAGCGAUCAAAGUGCAAUCAAAGGUGUCCCCGCGCUCUUCCGUUGGCUUAGCAAGAAGUACCCAAAGAUUAUAUUCCCUGUCGAGGAGGAGGACGACACCGUUAUUCCAGUUGAAGACGGAGAACCUGUAUCCAUACCGGUCAACAUAUGCACUCCCAACCCUAAUGGCAUGGAGUUCGACCACCUCUACUUGGAUAUGAAUGGAAUUGUCCAUCCGUGUACUCAUCCAGAGGGCAAGCCCCCACCCGCAACCGAAGAAGAAAUGAUGGGGGAAAUAUUCAAGUACACCGAACGGGUCGUUAAUAUGAUUCGCCCGCGUAAACUUCUCUUCAUGGCUAUUGAUGGUGUCGCCCCUCGUGCAAAAAUGAAUCAGCAACGAUCACGCCGUUUCCGCGCUGCCCAAGAAGCAGCAGAUAAAGAGAAGGCUCGUCAAGAAUCUUUACUCUUGUGGGAAGCAAUGGGGAAGAAGGUGGAAGACGCCGACGAAACUGUUCCGCCCUGGGACUCGAACGCGAUUACCCCAGGAACGCCCUUCAUGGAUCUUCUGGCUACUUCGUUGCGCUACUGGGUAGCCCUUAAAAUCAACACCGAUCCCGGCUGGCACGGGAUGCAAGUCAUCAUCUCCGAUGCUUCAGUCCCCGGAGAAGGCGAACAUAAAAUCAUGGAUUUUAUUCGACGUCAACGUACGAACCCCGGAUACGACCCGAAUACGAAACAUGUAAUUUACGGCUUGGACGCGGAUUUGAUUAUGCUGGCGCUGGCUACACACGAGCCAUACUUCAGAGUCCUGCGAGAGGAUGUAUUCGCUAAUGAUGUUGCACCUAAUGCCUGCCGCAUAUGUGGGCAGGAAGGCCAUCGUGCUGCGCAGUGCACUGGGACGCCGAUGGAGAAAAAGAAAACGCCUACAGAGAAGAAACCAUUCAUAUUCCUGGACGUCGCUAUUCUUCGUGAAUAUCUUGAGGUCGAGCUCAACGUCAGCAAUCAGCCAUUCCCAUUCGAUCUGGAGCGCGCUAUCGACGAUUGGGUUUUACUCAUCUUCUUCGUCGGUAACGACUUCUUGCCGCAUCUACCGUCACUGGAGAUUCGGGAAGGUGCGAUCGACACGCUGUUGAAGAUAUGGAAACAGGAAUUGCCUAGAAUGGGUGGCUACUUGACGAACCAUGGCCACAUGGAACUGAAGCGCGCCGAGAUAAUCCUAGAGGGUCUAGCACAGCGCGAAGACGACAUCUUCCGCCGGCGACGCGAAACUGAGGAGCGACAGGACCAAAAUGCAAAGCGUCGUAAGAUAGAGGAAGCCAAUAAUAAAAAGACCUUCUCUAUGGGGCCUUCAGCGAGUCUUGGUUUGACCAGUGCGCCGACUGCCCCGUCAUCAUCCGCCCACCCCUCUCUUCCUCAACGACCUGAUUUUGCAGCGAAUGCAGAUUCAAUAGGCCUAGGCGCUAAGCCAACAGUGGAGUCUGUGCAAUAUGUUGCUAGUGCUACUACAGCUUUGGCUGGCUCUAAUCGUGAUGUUGUGGCUAACCGAGCGGCAAUACGAAUGGCGAAUAUGAGCGCGGCUGAAGUACUCAAAGCUGAACUAUCUAGUCUGGUACUCGUGAAGCCUAGUGCAUCAUCAUUGCCUAAACAACCAUUGUCUACACCUGAUCCCACCCCAUCAUUACCCACUUCUUCCGCUCCCCCAACUACUGCCACUGUGGCAUCUGAAGCCGAGUUUGAGGAAAUCCCCGGCCUGACACAAACGAUAGCUGUUGAGCCGCGUGUAAACGGAGAUGAUAUGAACGUUGAUGCUCCUGUUGCUCAUAAUGCAGAAGUAGUGAACGUUGACCCAGACGCUUUCAUCGCCAGCGCAGUGGCGCUCGGAGACACUCAGCCAAGUGGCACAUCACACGAUGAACUCGCAGGGACCAAACGAAAGUUCGGUGAAGGUCCAGGAGAGACUGAGGAGGAUCCUGAGGUCAUAGAGGUUGCGGACGACGAGGACAGUCCUGCAGAGAAACCCUUAGCCCUUACAGUGCGUCCGGACGGAACCGUAGAGCAAGAGGAUACAGUCAGACUCUGGGAACCGGGAUACAAGGCUCGCUAUUAUCAACAGAAGUUUGGUUUCGAACCCUCUGACCAGGAAGCCAAGAAGAAGAUCACAAAAUGCUACAUCGAGGGCCUAUGCUGGGUGCUACAUUAUUAUUAUCAAGGGACCCCAGCGUGGCAAUGGUUUUACCCCUACCACUUUGCUCCCUUUGCUGGCGACUUUGAAGAAGUCGACAAGAUGGACAUCAUCUUUGAGCCCGGGCAGCCCUCUAAACCCUUUGAGCAGCUGAUGGGUGUAUUCCCCGCGGCUAGUCGAAAGCACAUUCCGGAAGCAUUCCAACAUCUGAUGACCAACGAGGAAUCCCCCAUUCUCGAUUUCUAUCCGACCGAAUUUCAGAUCGAUAUGAACGGAAAGAAAAUGGCAUGGCAAGGGGUGGCAUUGCUGCCCUUCAUAGACGAGAAAAGGCUAUUAGAGACCAUGGCGAUACAUUAUCCUAAAUUAACGGAAAGCGAGGUCCUGCGCAACCGGUGGGGCAACAAUGUACUGUUUGCCUCCAAUCACCACCCGAUCUAUCCUUUCUAUGAAAGCCUAUAUGGGAAACGGAAAACCGAAGAGCCAGUACCUAUCGAUCCCGCACUAAGCAAAGGGAUGAGCGGAACCGUGCUACCAAACGCUGAAUGCAUUCCUGGAUCGACCUACUAUUGUCCUUUGACCACCCAAGGUCUACCGGACAUUAAAAACGAUCAAUCAUUAUCCGUCUACUACUUCUUCCCGAAACAACUCACUCCUCAUCGCUCUGUCCUUCUGCCUGGCGUCAGGCUACAGGCGCGGAAGUUGAGUGCACAAGACUUAGAGAACACAAGGAACGGCUAUCGACGAGGUCGGGGGCGUGGGGGCGGCUUCGAGCGUGGGGGCGAAGGACGUGCAGCCUGGAGGGAACGCGAUGCGCCAGCUCGUGCAAACGACUUCCGGGACGACGUCAGAUCCUAUGCACCUCGCGGACACCCUGCUGUUGGCGGUUGGGGAGGUCGCGGUGCUUUGCCUUACCCUCCAAGGAAUGCAGUCUCCCAUACGUCUCAAUACGGCGGCUACGGAGGGGAUGAUGGAGGUCAACGCCCCCAACCGGGGUACGGCGGCUACGGGCAGCCCUCAAGAGGUGGGCCGCCAAACCACGGCAACGCCUAUGAUAGUCGUGGUGGGUAUCGCGGUAACAACAAUGGCGAUAGUUAUGGAAACUACGGGCGUGGUAGAGGCGGGUCGGGUGGAGGGAACUAUGCAGGAGGCGGUUAUGGCAAUGCGCAGGGGGGCGGUUAUAAUAAUUCGCAGGGAGGUAGGGGAGGAUAUGGAGGAUAUGGUAAUGCGAGUGGCAAUGGUGGUAAUAACGGUUACGGAGGGUACGGAGGCCAGGCCAAUGCUGCAAACGGUACCGGAGGGUAUGGCGGAUACAACAAUGGUGGACGUGGGGGAGCGUAUAAUAGAGCGAGAGGUCGAGGUUGGUAG
Messenger RNA from Pleurotus ostreatus (oyster mushroom), 3603 nucleotides. RefSeq names its product 5'-3' exoribonuclease 2 (gene RAT1). Gene Ontology annotation, biological process: nuclear-transcribed mRNA catabolic process. Bases 1 to 3603 code for a protein of 1200 amino acids. NCBI's taxonomy places the organism in Eukaryota, Fungi, Basidiomycota, Agaricomycetes, Agaricales, Pleurotaceae. The transcript has 15 exons. Gene Ontology annotation, cellular component: nucleus. Gene Ontology annotation, molecular function: zinc ion binding; RNA binding; 5'-3' RNA exonuclease activity. The record is from RefSeq and is a predicted model, not a curated record.